Mesorhabditis spiculigera is the source of this 291-nucleotide messenger RNA. The record is from the annotation of a GenBank genome assembly. NCBI's taxonomy places the organism in Eukaryota, Metazoa, Nematoda, Chromadorea, Rhabditida, Rhabditidae.
AUGUACGGCGACUAUAUCAAUAUGGAACACGAAUUGAGCCAUCCCUAUGAGACCACUGAAUUCCAGAAAAACCUCCUAAACGGUUUCGAGCACUUGUUCUUCCAUAUUUCGGCAGUGAGCAUUGCCCUCGACGUACUUACGUAUUUGCGCCUCAAGCUGAGCAUGCGCCACCAGGCCUCAAAUCAGAAAAGCAGUGCCGACCUGAGGCUUUCUAUCAUGAAUUAUCGUCAUCAUCCUGAUGCGGCCAUCCGCUAUAGAGAAAAGGCCGCCGAAUCUACGAAAAACGAAGAC